Messenger RNA from Macadamia integrifolia, 1742 nucleotides. RefSeq names its product putative UDP-rhamnose:rhamnosyltransferase 1. Gene Ontology annotation, molecular function: UDP-glycosyltransferase activity. The coding region runs from base 117 to 1538 and encodes 473 amino acids. NCBI's taxonomy places the organism in Eukaryota, Viridiplantae, Streptophyta, Magnoliopsida, Proteales, Proteaceae. The transcript has a single exon. The record is from RefSeq and is a predicted model, not a curated record.
UAUACAAAAGAGUACCAUAACGACGAGGAAGGAAAUAUGAAGAAGAUUUCAUUUUUUAGAGGCAACCCAAGCUCCCAGGAACUCAAACGAAGACGCUCGAUCGACUGAUAUCGUAUAUGACAGAGGAGGAAAAUAUGCAUGUGGUAAUGCUCCCAUGGUCAGCCUUCGGCCACCUUAUCCCCUUCCUCCAUCUCUCCAUAGCAGUAGCCAAGGCCGGAAUCCGCGUCUCCUUCGUCUCCACCACUGCCAACCUCCGCAGGCUCCCCCUUCAUUUCAUUCCUCCUGACUUGCCGGCUCCGCUUAAUCUGGUGGAGCUUCACUUACCCACUGUCGAUGGCCCACCAGCCGAUGCUGAAGCCACCAUCGACAUCACCAUAGAUCAAGUCCAAUAUCUCAAGACAGCCUACGAUCUCUUGAAACCACAACUCAAACAGUUCAUCUCCCAUGACAUCCCCAACUGGAUCAUCCAGGAUUUCGUCCCCUACUGGACUUCCGAAAUCUCUCAAGAACUCAAAGUCCACAUCCCACUUAUCAUGUUCUCCAUCUUACCCUCUACUUUCCUUGGUCCACUAGAGUUCCUCAUUGGUGACGCCCAAACCAAAUACUGGCCAUCUCCUGAAUCUCUAACAUCUCCGCCGGAGUGGUUCGAUUUCCCGUCCACAUUUGCCUUCCAGCUAUUUGAGGCAGUUCCCUUCCAUGCCGGCGCUUUCAAUAGAAACGCCUCCGGCACGAGCGACGCCGAGCGUCUGGUGCUCACCGUGACUGCCUGCGAAGCAUUUGCAGUCCGGGGCUGCAGGGAGUACGAAGGUCAAUAUUUAGAAUUACUACAGAAGCUUUACCGGAAACCUGUUAUUCCUGUCGGUAUACUCCCGGCGGCGCCAGCACCGUCGCCAACGGAGAAAAGCUUCCCAGGAGAGUGGUUGACCGUUUUCAAGUGGCUCGACCAACAACCGCCCAAGACGGUUGUGUUUGUUGGGUUUGGAAGCGAGUGCAAGCUGAGUAAGGAUCAGGUUCAUGAGAUAGCCCAUGGGCUUGAGCUUUCUGGCCUUCCCUUUAUAUGGGCCCUGAGGAAGCCCACAUGGGCAAUCCACAAGGAUGACGCCUUGCCGCCGGAAUUCAUGGCACGCAUCGAGGGACAAGGUGUGGUGUGUAUGGGCUGGGCUCCCCAAAUGGAAAUUCUGGCCCAUCCUUCGGUGGGCGGGUCAUUGAUUCACUGUGGAUGGGGAUCCAUAAAUGAGAACCUCCAAUUUGGUCACACCCUGGUGGCGCUGCCGCUUGCCAUCGACCAGGGCUUGAAUGCUAGGCUGCUGGUCGAGAAAGGUUUGGCCGUGGAAGUAGAGAGGGGAGAAGACGGGUCGUUUGAUCGGAGAGACAUCGCCGCGGCACUAAGGAAGGCCAUGGUGGAUGAAGAAGGGGAGAUGUUGAGGGUCCGAGCAUGGGAGAUGGCGACCAUCUUUGGUGAUCGGAGGAUCCAUCAAGCUUACAUGGAUGGCUUCAUCCAAUACCUCAAGAAGGGCCAGAAAGACAAAACUGGUUAACCCACUUUUGUCACUUCCUGUGUAAGUAUGUAGACGAUCGUGUAGUACUGUAUUGUGUGUGAAUUGUGAUUGAAGGGGACCAGCUUGUACUAUCAGAAUUUAAAAUUUAAGAGGAAACUCUAUUUUAAUAUAUUAUUUGGGUGCUCUCAUGUCUCAUCUAAUAAAGUCAUUGAGAUAACCUCUCCGAUGCUUUUCUCAAAACAG